AUGGGCUCAAAAGCCAUGUUCUAUUUUGAAUAUGCAAUCAAUAGAGAUAUUCGUGUCACAUCAGCCAAAAAGCAUCAACGCCGUCAGAUCCUGGACAACCCCUACACACACAAGAUAAUGAAGAUUCAGGAGAGAAUGCAAAGGAGACAACAAACAACAAAGCUGUUCCUUUUAGACCUGGGAAACCGAAAGAAGAUUGACUCUCUUAGCAAUAGCGUCCUCUUCUUGCUGUCGCCAAUCCUCCUCCAGACGUGGCGUGUCCCCUCCACGCUCAGCAUAAUGCCCCUUAUACUCAUGAGUCUUGAGUUCAUGACUAGGAAUAGUUUCAACCCGCGGCCUAAAAUCAUUGACACCGUUGUCUUCGUGCUCGUCUGGAUCCUCUCCAGCCUUGACGAUUUUGUACGGUGCGGCGACGCGGACCGCGGAGUAGGACUCGGUACCGACUAG
Molecule: messenger RNA, 447 nt
Organism: Penicillium riverlandense
Lineage: Eukaryota; Fungi; Ascomycota; Eurotiomycetes; Eurotiales; Aspergillaceae
Exons: 1
Coding region: 1-447 (148 amino acids)
Source: RefSeq, a predicted model, not a curated record